GUUGGAACAGACCAGUCAGCACUGUGGUGUCGCGAAAGCUCCACUUGGGUACUGAGCUGUCCUGAGCUGUGGUGGUGCCCGAUUUAACUGGACACCGGAAUUUCAGGAUAGUCUUCUUGCUUGAUGCGUUUCUGCUGCAAUGACACCCACAACCACCUCAUUCAGGGCUCGUUUUUGUUUGUUUCAGGGUGUCCCUGCAGCAUGGCAGCGCAGUGGAGCGGUGGCCAUUCCUGCUCCGUGCUGUGCCUGGCCGUGAGCACGGAAGGGCUGGUGGCCUCCGGCGCGGAGCGGGGCGAGCUGGCGCUCUGGGACGGGGCGGGCUCGGCCGUGGCUCAGCUGCGGCUCCCGCAGGCGGAGGACGUGACCUCGGUGGUGUUCUCGGCCCGGCGGCCCAGCACGCUGUACGCGGCCCACGGAGAGACCAUCAGCGUGCUGGAUGUGCGCUCCCUGCAGGAGCCCCUGCAGCGCUUCCACGUGAACGAGGAGGAGAUCAACUGCCUGUCGGUGAACGACGCCGACAGCUUGCUGGCUGCCGCUGAUGACUCGGGGGCCAUAAAGGUUGUGGACUUGGAAAGCAAGAAAGUCAGCCGGUCCUUGAGACACUCCAACAUCUGCUCGUCUGUUGCCUUCCGACCUCAGCGGCCUCAAAGCCUGGUUUCCUGUGGGCUGGACAUGCAGGUGAUGCUGUGGAACCUGCAGAAAGUUCGUCCCUUGUGGAGCACAAACCUGCAGGAGUGUGAGAUGGAGGAAGAGAGCCCUCAGUCAGCUGGGCAGUUCUUCAACCCACCUCUUGCACAUUCCCUGUCCGUGGCCUCCUGUGGCAACAUCUUCAGCUGUGGAGCUCAGGAUGGAAAAGUCCGAAUAUUCCGAGUCACUGGGGCCAGGUUUGAGCAUGAGCUGGAGUUCCAGGCUCACAGCCUGGGAGUCUCACAGGUGCUCUUUAUGCCUGAGGGCUACUGGUUGUUGUCUGGAGGAAAUGAUGGGAAAGUCUUGCUCUGGGAUCUCAGCAGCAACCUCGGGAAGCAGCAGAAAAGUCCAGCAAAAUCUCUGCACAGGAAAAAGGCUCAAGCAGCUGCUUGCAGCAGAAAAGAUGGGAAACUCAACAAAGCAGCCUCCAAUGAACACCCUGCAGUUGUGCCAAAGCUCAGCAUUGAGCACGGAGAGAAGGUGAACUGGCUCUCAUGUGCAGAGAUCAAAGGCUCCAGGAGAGUGUUGGUUGCUGACCAGAGCAGCUCUGUAUCAGUGUAUCCAUUGCCAGAACCUUAAGGCACCCAGGUGCUUACACAAUCUGAGGGAUAAAACCACUUCUGAGAGCCAGUUACAUGCACUGACAGUGACCUGGACAGGGAACCCCUCUGUCCCUGGGAAGGGAAGGGGUUUGCUGUGCACUCCUGGUGUCCCUGGCCUCGUGCUGGCUCUUUGUGGCUCACACAGCCACUCUCUCUUGCAGGGUUGGCAGCUUGCUGCUUGAAUUUCAGUGAAACGGGUCUCUGUAUUUAGGGGUAACAUUAGUUCAUGGCUCAGCUGACGUAAUUAAGGCUGGAGGAGAAAAUUAGUGCUCAGGAGACACCCACAAUGCCAAGUGAGGCUGCUGAGCAGCAGCAGGGCUGUCACUGGCUCAGCCCUAGGUGCUUUGGGCUGUUGCAGUGCUCUGUGUGAUUUCUCCCAUAAAGCUGUGUCCCAGCUGGCUUCAACUGGGCAUGGUGGAAUCUGGUUUUCAUCACACUCUGUCAGCAGCUGCACAGACUAGAGAUGCAUCAAUUAACAAGUAAUCAAAUGAGUUUCCCUGUGGUUGCCAACUGAAUUUUUUCACUGCAGCAAAAGAAGGAGCAGGGGAACUGUUACACCUGUUUGCUGGGUCAGCUGUCAGUUAGUUGUGUAUAUCAGGGAAAAAGAACUAUUACACUUUUCUUAAUAAAUGCUUUCUCUCUCACUCUUCCCUUGUCCUUAGAAUCACUCUAAUGGUGCCAGACCCACACAAAAUUGUGUCCAAAAGUUUAUUUUACCCCCAUCACAGGGUGAAUACCAAGGGCCAAAGGCACGGCUUCUCCUUAACUAAAUACUUCCUGUCUUCCCAAAGGUUUGAAACACAAUGAGCAGAACUUGGCUUGCUAGAAGCUUCCCUUCAUUUGCAAAUUGAAGGUAGGAAGACCUAAGUGGAAAUGUUACAGCUCUGGGCAUGUUCAGUUCAUGCUGGAUUUACCAUUAAGUGGGCAAAUUAUUUUAUAAAAGGGGAUUUUUCCUGGGUUAUCCUUAUCCUGUCACAGAACUGAAUUCCUAGUGCUGGCUGAGGACCUGCUGCCCUGGUGGGAGGUUUGGGUUUGUGCUGCUGUGUUUCACCAGCUGGGCUGUUACCAGACUCCUAUUAUAUUGGAAAAAUUUUCAGCUUUUUUUUUUUUACAUACCCAACUCUGGAAUAUCAUUAUCUGGUUGUGCUUCCUCUCUCCACUCCUUAUGGAAGAAAUUCCAACUGUCUUGGUUUUGCUCAAAGCAGCUCCUUGCAACCAAACACAACUCAUUCUCAUCCAAAUCAGAUUUUACCUUCAUACCUUUUUAAUUAAAAAAAAAAACAAAGGCAAUCUGCUUGUACAGCCUUUCCCAGCAGGAGACUUUGGCCCAAGACAUGAUCUGGUGGGCACAACAGCAAAUUGAAGCCAAAACACAGCAAUAAAAUAAAAAAAGCAGAAAA
Molecule: messenger RNA, 2689 nt
Organism: Zonotrichia leucophrys gambelii
Lineage: Eukaryota; Metazoa; Chordata; Aves; Passeriformes; Passerellidae
Gene: WDR53
Product: WD repeat domain 53
Exons: 2
Coding region: 124-1266 (380 amino acids)
Molecular function (GO): protein binding
Source: RefSeq, a predicted model, not a curated record